AUGGACCGUCGAGGAGGAUUUCAGGGUGGUUUCGGCAGCGUCAACACCGGUAGUUUUGAUGAAAGAUGGUCCAGUUCAGCGAGAAAUCAAGGUGCUGGACCACGGCGAAUAGGUAGUGGUUUACGCCGUAUAACAAUUGAUUGGGAUAAGCCAUGGAUUCCGGUAACAAAGCUUGGCCGUUUGGUAAAAGAUGGACGAGUAGCUACAAUAGAAGAGAUCUACCAUAGAUCGAUACCCAUCCUAGAAUAUCAAAUUGUGGAUCUAUUAGUACCAAAUCUGAAGGAGCAGGUAUUGAAGAUUCUUCCGGUACAAAAGGAAGUUCGAAGUGGGUUGCGCACUCGAUUUCGAGCGUUUGUUGCUAUUGGUGACAAGAAUGGGCACGUGGGUCUUGGGAUGCAGUGUGCAAAACGUGUCAGCACCGCGAUCAGACUUGCAAUUUAUCGUGCAAAGACAGCAGUGGUGCCUGUACGACGAGCCUAUUGGCACACGGAACAUGGCUUACCUCAUACUAUACCCUGCAAGAUAAUGGUUCGUUACUGUGAUGUUCGAGUAACACUUUAUCCAGCUCCACGCGGUACUGGUGUUAGUGCACCACCUAUAGUACAAAAGUUGCUGCACUUAGGUGGCAUCCAAGAUUGUUAUACAUCAACAUCCAGCUACAGAACAUUAGGCCCAGUUGCAAAGGCUGCAUUUCUGGCUAUUCAACGUGCUUAUUUGUUCGAAUCGAAGAGUGAGAAAAUUGAUGAAAACAGUGCUUUUCCGGAGUUGUUACCAUUGGUUAACUCAUCAUAA
Brugia pahangi is the source of this 792-nucleotide messenger RNA. NCBI's taxonomy places the organism in Eukaryota, Metazoa, Nematoda, Chromadorea, Rhabditida, Onchocercidae. The record is from the annotation of a GenBank genome assembly.